This is a messenger RNA of Exophiala xenobiotica, 1527 nucleotides long. RefSeq lists its product as uncharacterized. The record is from RefSeq and is a predicted model, not a curated record. NCBI's taxonomy places the organism in Eukaryota, Fungi, Ascomycota, Eurotiomycetes, Chaetothyriales, Herpotrichiellaceae. Gene Ontology annotation, molecular function: intramolecular lyase activity. The transcript has a single exon. Bases 71 to 1273 code for a protein of 400 amino acids.
AAACACGGAUCUCUACCCAUCGUUUUAUGCUGCUGUCAAUGUGUGCCUGUUAGACUUCGACCAAUUCAUCAUGAAUCCAUCACCGCUCCGUACACUCAUAUCCCGUCGAUCCUGCAGUUGCAGAGCCUCACAUCACCACCCGUCUAUCACCCGCUUGCUCUCCACCAGCACCAGAUCCGAUGCCUCUCACGCUUCGCCUGUCCCUGCCUAUGGCUCCUCCGAGCUCCUCAAGCGCCGCUAUCAGAAAACAACGACACCAGCAAAUGACGUGAAAACCGAAAGAGCAAGAACAAUCAAGCGCAUGAAACUAUCCGGCUACGGAAUCGCAGCCUGCACCAUCGCCAUCAUUGGCACAAUCGCGCUGUAUCCUCAAGACGGACAAAACAAACAAGACAGGUCGAAGACUGUACAGCUCGACGCGCCGCCAUCUAUAGCUGGCACGCUCGACCCCGGCUCUAAAGUAGCAGACGUUGAACAAGUCCCGACGGGAACAUCCACCAUCCCAACCUUCCCUCGUGUAAUCCAUAUCUCAACCGACGCUCCUAGCUCGACGCCCGCCGCAGCCAACGAAGGGACACAAAGCGAUGUCGAGUACCAGCUAGUCGGGCUCGGUAUCCGCACAGUCUCACUCCUCAGUAUCCAAGUAUACGUCGUCGGCAUGUACAUUGCGACAUCCGACAUUGCGGCAUUGCAGGCACGACUGGUCCACGCCGUUGCUGACCCCGUGGCCACGACCCUUGUGCCCGCCGAGAAAGACAAGUUGAAGGAGCUGUUGCUGGAUCCGGAGCGCGGCGAGGACGUGUGGAACGACAUCGUCAAGGACGCCGGCAUCAGGACUGCUUUCCGCAUCGUGCCCACACGCAACACGGAUUUCAUGCAUCUACGGGACGGCUUUGUGAGAGGCAUCACGGCCAAGAGUUCGCAUUUCGCCAAGGACAAAGGCGACGCGACGUUCCAGGACGAAUCGUUCGGCCAGGCGCUCGGGGAGUUUAAGAGUGCGUUUGGUGGAGGUGCCAGGCGGAAGUUGGCCAAGGGCGAAGUGUUGCUUCUUGCGAGGGAUGCGCAGGGGAAAAUGGCGGUUUGGGAAGAGGACAAGGCUGGCAAUAGGGUCAAGAUGGGCAAUGUGGUGGACGAAAGGGUGGGACGGUUGCUCUGGCUGAACUAUCUCGCUGGGAAGAACGUGAGUAGUGAGCCGGCACGACAGAAUGUGAUUGAUGGGGUCAUGGGGUUUGUGGAAAGACCGGUGGGCACGGUAGCGACGCAAGUUUUAUAGGGUAACAGUCCAAGAAGUGAAUGACGGUAGGUGCUGCUGUGUCAAAUUAGGUGGCAACGGUUGCGAGAGACCACAGUCUGACGUCCGGCAAGCUGCUCUUGUCAAGUGUCGGAAAGGUGCGAAUGUAUUUCUGGUCGUCCUGUAUAAUAUGUUGGUAUGUCAUGAUGGGGCGAUAUCCCGACAUCGUCUCGAACGCCACUCAUUGAUACAUUACAUAUAAGAGUAACUCGACAAGAUCAAAGCUUGAACGACAA